Molecule: messenger RNA, 1374 nt
Organism: Pyricularia grisea
Lineage: Eukaryota; Fungi; Ascomycota; Sordariomycetes; Magnaporthales; Pyriculariaceae
Exons: 6
Coding region: 1-1374 (457 amino acids)
Molecular function (GO): monooxygenase activity
Source: RefSeq, a predicted model, not a curated record
AUGAACCACAGAAGCACGAACGCCUCCGGCUGGAGACGGCUCAGCAUCGGCGUCAUAGGCGGCGGCAUCGGCGGCAUGUCCACGGCCAUCAGUCUGCGGCGUGCGGGCCACGACGUGACCGUGUACGAGCGCAACGACUUUGUCGGCGAGGUUGGGGCGUCCGUCUCGUGCGCGGCAAACGGCACACGCUGGCUGCACGAGUGGAAUGUCGACCUGUCCAGGGGAGAUGGCGUCGUUCUCAAGCGCCUCAUCAACCGCGACUGGAAGACCGGAGAGCCUGUGAGCGUCUAUGAGCUCGACGACUAUGAGGAGAAAUGGGGUUACGUCUAUUACAUGUUCCACCGUCAACACAUGCAUGCUAUGCUCAAAAGCUGCGCGUUUGAUGAGGCGGGUGAGGGACCGGUGCCUGUGUUGAAGGUCAACCAUGCUUGCAUCACUAUCAACACUGAAACCGGCACCAUUGCCUUCAGCAACGGCACAACCGCAACCCACGACCUUGUCAUCGGCGCCGACGGCAUUGGCUCCGUCGCUCGGCGUGCCAUCGGCCUGAACCCGGAGAAGAGACCGUCCGACUCGAGCUGCCUGCACGCUAACGUCACGACCGAAGAGGCCAAGGCGUUGGGGCUGGUCGACUACUCGCUCGACAGCGCGCUCGAGUACUGGGGCGGUCAGGAGGGCAAGUGGGACAAGAUUGUGCUUUCUCCUUGCAACGGCGGCAGCUUGUUGUCGUACUACUGCUUCUUUUCUCGCUCGGCGGGCGACUAUGCCUCGCAAACUUGGGGAGGCCAGGACAGGCCAGUUGAGGAGCUGUUGGCGCCAUAUCCAGAGCUGGAUCAGCAGGUCAAAAGCCAUCUUGCCAUCGGCAAGGAGAUUCAACCGUGGAGGCUUUGGGUUCACGUUGCGCUGCUGGGGGACGCGGCUCAUCCUCUGCGUUCUGAUGCGAAGUUCUUGGAGGAUCUUCAGCUCGAAUUCACGCUCACAAACCGUCAGAUGAUGCCGCACCAAAGCCAAGGCGCAUGCAUGGCGAUCGAAGACGCCGCUGCCCUGGGAAUCAUUUUCAGUAGGAAGCACUUCAGAGGAGACUUGACCGAGUGCCUGGCAGUCUACGAGCAGGUGCGACUUCCGCGGGCUACAAGAGUACAGGCUGCCGCCGCCAAGGCUGCGUCCAACAUUAACGAAAGGAUUGCCACUUACAAGGUCGAGGACGAAAAGAAAAAGUUGACGAUUGAGGAGAUGAACGCAUAUGACAUGUACAAGGAUAUCGAGGAAGUGUUUGCAAAGAGAAGGCAGACAGAGUUUGUACCAAAGUUUAUUCGGGGGCUACCAGUUGGUUUGAAACUCCCAAGCGGUAUAGUCAUUGGGGCCUCCGCGUGA